This is a messenger RNA of Geodia barretti, 1875 nucleotides long. Lineage: Eukaryota; Metazoa; Porifera; Demospongiae; Tetractinellida; Geodiidae. The record is from the annotation of a GenBank genome assembly.
AUGCCAACUGCCAUGCACGGCUACCUGCCACCCAACACUGCUGAUGACACUCUGUCUUCGAGGGGAGGUCUUUCUCUCCACUCAAGCGGUCCACAGUCACACGGUAGUAGCCACAGUUCCUUUACCUCAGAGUUAUCAAGCUACAAUGGCUCGAGUUCAGUGGAACCACUCGUCUAUCAUUCUACCAUGCAACCUCAGGGAGCGACUGGGGAAUACCCUGCCCAUUACACUCAAAUGGGUGCAGGUGGCAGCAGAUACAAUGCUUCAGGUGGGUAUAUGGCACCGAGCAAUGUCGGGUCGAGAUUACAGGGGCUGGGCAGCAUCCACCCACACAUGUCACACUACCAACCAGUCCCCUACAGUGCUGCCCCCUCUCCCAUUGCUUACAGUAGUAGUGGAAGAGUCGUCCCCCAAGACUAUCCAUACCAUUCACAGUUGCAACAACAACAGGCAAUGUACAGUACACACCACUCACUGCACUACGGACAGCCAGAAGCACAGACUUACAACUACGAGACUCAGAGGGCUCCACCUGCAAACCACUACGGACAAAAUGUGCCGAUUGAUGCCCAGCAGUAUGAACCAGGCUACACAAGUUACACUGGCCCUCCAAAUGAGUAUGCCCCUACGUCAAUACCCUAUCAUCCCCUACAAAGUUCCUCAUCAGUAUCGUCCUCAGAUUGGAACAGCAGACCUUCAAACGGGUAUCCAACGCACCAGUAUCCUUCCGGAGUCCAUCCAGUGUUCACGCCAACACACUCACCACCGCAGCCUCAAGGGCAGCUCCCACAAGGAGCCAGUCAUCAACCCGUGCACCAAACCCAGUAUUCACACUACACGCCGUCGUCGCAUGCCCAGUUCUCUUCCAACUUUACUCCGUCUUUGGUGCAGAGACCAACGCCUCAACACUCCAAAGGUGCCUACUAUCCAGCAGUACAUGGGAGUGACGGAGACGAGGACCGGCCCCAGGGAGCAGAUGUAGCAGGUGUCAGUGGGAAACUUGGGGGUUAUGGUGGGUCUAGUGCCGGCGGGGAAAUUGGUCUUGCACAGGGUUUUGAAAAAUUAAAGCUUCAGUCGCAAACGCAGGAUGAUAAAUCCAGCUCUGGGAAGCAACCUCUGAGCUCGGAGUGUGGCAGCUACAAAACCGCUAACUACAGUUGGAGCAAUGAUGAUGAUAGUGAAAGGACUUGUUCCUCGUUCAUUUCGGGAGGGCUGGGCAGCCGGCAAGAAAAACUAGAAGACAAGACGGGAUUUCUCCCAAAGACAUCAAUAGAGUUUCUCGAACAGCCUCGCGAUUCCACCGUCGGUCUAAACGGCACCCUGAAAUUGACGUGCAGAGCACGGAUAAUUGGGUCUAAAUUAGAGGAGGAACCCGAUUAUCUGUGGUACAAGGACGGUGAGCCACUGGUGGGGGAGAUAAGUGGGGAAUGCGUGGUGGAGAACGUUGGGGAGGGAGAAGGUGGGCGAUAUUUCUGCCUGGUGUCUCAUCCAGACGAUCAAAGAACCUCUCUGAAAUCCCAGAUCGCUGUUGUUACUAUCAGGACAAGUGGAGAUACACGAGCUCCAGUGCUGACCCACCAGCCUGAGGCCUAUGUAGAGGCAGUCAAGGGGGAGCCACUAGUCCUGACCGUAGUAGCAGAGGGAGAAGGCCCCCUGAGGUACAAGUGGUUCAAGGGGACGCGGGAGCUCCAGUACUGCAGUGGGAACAUUGUGAGAGUGACUGCGUGUAGCUCUCUGGACAGCGGCCAGUACUGCUGCACAGUGUCAAAUGACUACGGGAGUGUUCUGAGUGACGUAAUCCUGGUGAAGGUCGUCCUACAGAGAACCAUCCCACCACCUCGCUCCAGUAGGUUAAAAAGUUGUGCAUUACGAUAA